AUGCAGCUCGCCCUCUUCUCCAUCGCAGCCCUCAUUGCGAGUGGAUCUGCGCUGACUCUUGCCGUUGAGAAAUACGCUGCUUCUACAACAGAUAUCGGCUCAAUCCUCAAGACCAUGGACCAGACAAAACUCAAUAUCCCACCCGCAGCGCGUGCAGUGAUGAAGAAGAUGCCCGAGAAGCCUAGCGAGGUGACUGUCGGCGACAAGGCCGCCAUUGAUGCGUGUAUUGCAUCGGGCGAUUCCUUUGCGCAGCUCGCAUGCAAUGCACAGAAGGAUCAGUUGACGGUGCUGCUACAGAAGGUUCGCGUUUCAAACGAUAACAUGUCGAACUUUGUCGAUGCUGCGAAGAAGAUGGGAGCCAAGGUGGAGAAGGAGUAG
Molecule: messenger RNA, 378 nt
Organism: Protomyces lactucae-debilis
Lineage: Eukaryota; Fungi; Ascomycota; Taphrinomycetes; Taphrinales; Protomycetaceae
Exons: 1
Coding region: 1-378 (125 amino acids)
Source: RefSeq, a predicted model, not a curated record